Messenger RNA from Tupaia belangeri chinensis (Chinese tree shrew), 1842 nucleotides. RefSeq names its product lysine-specific demethylase 4D. Gene Ontology annotation, cellular component: chromatin; nucleus. Bases 1 to 1842 code for a protein of 613 amino acids. Lineage: Eukaryota; Metazoa; Chordata; Mammalia; Scandentia; Tupaiidae. The transcript has a single exon. The record is from RefSeq and is a predicted model, not a curated record. Gene Ontology annotation, biological process: regulation of gene expression; chromatin remodeling. Gene Ontology annotation, molecular function: histone H3K9 demethylase activity.
AUGAAGUCCGCUGAGCACUCCAGAGCCCAGAACCCACGCUGUGCAGUCAUGACCUUCCACCCAACCAUGGAGGAGUUUACAGAUUUCAACAGAUACAUCGCUCACAUGGAAUCCCAGGGGGCACACCGGGCUGGCCUGGCCAAGGUAGUUCCACCCAAGGAGUGGAAGGCCAGACAGACCUAUGAUGACAUUGGGGACAUCUUGAUAGCCACUCCCCUCCAGCAGGUGGCCUCUGGGCAGGCAGGAGUGUUUACUCAAUACCAUAAAAAGAAGAAAGCCAUGACCGUGAGGCAGUACCACCACCUGGCCAACAGCGAGAAAUACCGGACCCCCGAGCACCUGAACUUCGACGACCUGGAGCGCAAGUACUGGAAGAGCCGUCUCUACAACUCGCCGAUUUAUGGCGCUGACGUCAGCGGUUCCUUAUUCGACCAAAGCACGAAGCAGUGGAACCUGGGCCACCUGGGCACCAUCCAGGAUCUGCUGGAACAGGAGUGCGGCGUGGUCAUCGAGGGCGUGAACACCCCCUACCUGUACUUCGGCAUGUGGAAGACCACGUUCGCGUGGCACACGGAGGACAUGGACCUGUACAGCAUCAACUACCUGCAUUUCGGGGAGCCCAAGACAUGGUACGCAGUGCCCCCCGAACACGGCCAGCGCCUGGAACGCCUGGCCAGGGAGCUGUUCCCGGGCAGUGCCCGGGGCUGCGAGGCCUUCUUGCGGCACAAGGUGGCCCUCAUCUCGCCCACGGUCCUCAGGGAGAACGGGAUUCCCUUUGGUCGCAUGACGCAGGAGGCCGGCGAGUUCAUGGUGACCUUCCCCUAUGGCUACCACGCCGGCUUCAACCACGGCUUCAACUGCGCGGAGGCCAUCAACUUCGCCUCGCCGCGGUGGAUCGACUAUGGCAAAGUGGCCUCUCAGUGCAGCUGCGGGGAGGCCCGGGUCAGCUUUUCCAUGGACCCCUUCGUGCGCAUCCUUCAGCCUGAGCGCUACGAGCUGUGGAAACGUGGGCAAGACCCGACGGUGGUGGAGCACAGGGAGCACAGGGAGCACAGGGCGCCCAGGGCACCGGCUGGUCAGGAGCUGCGAGCUUCGAGGAAGGACCGGGGGCCCAGGAAAGCCACGGAGCGCGGGAGACCUCUCCACAAGCGCAGGGUGGGACGCCCCCGUCACGCUGUGACUUCUAGUGAUGGGACUGGCAGCCAAGCAUUCAUGCAAUCUACACCUUCUUUGGACGCCAGAGGCGCUACUACCCAAGAUAAGGUCACUGCCACAGUCAGCUUCCUGAAGCCACCCCAGGCCACAUCACUGAUGGCAGAAGUGAGCAUCCCAGAUCUCCAUUCCUCAAAUGGCAGCCGCAGUCCUGGUGGUCGCCGUCCUCUGGUGGUGAGGUCUCAGGAGAUGACUCACCAGGCUCUGGCCAAGAGGCUCCGGGUAGGGGACACGGUGCACACAGCUUGUGGGCCCAGAGCACAGUCCCUGCCUGUGGAUGGAACUCUAAUGGACAAGCCUGCACCAGCCAGCCCUGGGCUCCAGCAUCCUGCCAAUGGAUGCUGCUGUGCCCCUGAUCUGCAGCCCUUGGGCCCCCCGCUGGACCCCAAUGCUCCAAUGCACCCUGGCUCAUGCCUGGGGUCCUUGGACAGCUUCGUACAGUGUUUCUCUGAGGUGGUCUUGCACACUGAUCCCAACAGCGUGGUGCCCCAGAGCACAUUCCCCUGGGAUGCUGCUGGGGCCUGUGCAGCCCCGGAGAACCAGGCGGAAGUUGUCGCACUGGACCAUUCCUACGCCUGUAGCAUCCUGACUUCACCCGCACUUGCUAGGAUCUUCUGCAUCCCUGACUGA